Messenger RNA from Eimeria maxima, 4722 nucleotides. RefSeq lists its product as hypothetical. The coding region runs from base 1 to 4722 and encodes 1573 amino acids. The record is from RefSeq and is a predicted model, not a curated record. The transcript has 7 exons. NCBI's taxonomy places the organism in Eukaryota, Apicomplexa, Conoidasida, Eucoccidiorida, Eimeriidae.
AUGACGACUACAUCUGUCCGUUCCCCUGCUCAUCCUCGAGCUCCUUUGUCGUACUUUCAGCAGCAGCAGCAGCAGCCGCUGCAGCAGCAGCAGCAGCAGCAGCAGCUCUCUCUUUCUUCCCUUAAGUUGCAGUCUAGUGUCUUGGGCCCCCCCCCAAGGGCUGACCGCUUUGAUAAGCAGCCGCUGCAUGCGUCGACCUUGGGGCCCCCAGGGGGCCCCCAGGGGGCCCUAAUGGGGGCCCCAGGGGGCCCACAUGAGGGUCCUAAUGGUUCCAUAUAUGGGUACCUUGGAGGUAUAAACACAACAGCAGGUGCAGCAUUAGCAGGAGGAGGAGCAGCAGCACAGCAGCAUGGUAACGGCAGCAGCAGCAGCAGCAGCAGCAGCAACUCGCGAUUUGCUUCUCUUACUACAGGAGGUAUAUCUUCGCAUGCAACCUCUGAUGGUUAUGCGUCUCCUCUUGUAGGUACUGCAGCAACAACAGCAGCAGCAACAACAGCAGCAGCAGCAGUAGCAGCAGCAGCAGCAGGAGGAACAGGAGCAGCAGCAACACGGCCUAAUUGGGCUCAUACAAGCGCUAUUCUUAGCACCACACAGCAGCAACUGCAGCAGCUAGAGCAGCAGCAGCAGCAGCUAGAGCAGCAGCAGCAAAUGCUGCUAGCAGACUUUGACGAUUCUUUCUCUAAUCAGUCGCAGCAGCAGCAGCAGAUGGGCUCAUCCUUAUCAGCAGCAGCAGCAACAACAACAGCAGCAGCAGCAGCAGCAGCAGCAGACAGCACGGAUCUCCCUACACAAGCAGCAGCAGCACGCCGUCGUCGUCAUCGCCGCAGCAGCAGAAACUCCCUUAACACUACCUUUGACCUGCAGCAGCAGCAGCAGCAGCAGCAGCAGCAGCAGCAGUAUUUGCAUGCAUUAGGUUCAUCAUCUAAUGCUUUAGGGCUACGCCGCAUGCAUGCCGAUGACCCUAUUCAGUUAAGGGGCCCCCUGGGGGCCCCCCUUGUUGACAAUACUAUAGGGGGCCCCUCAGGGGGCCCCCUGCUGCAGCUGCGCAGCGAAACAACAGCAGCAGCAACAGCAGCAGAAAGGAUCUUGAAUAGAUCAAGGAGCCUCCGGGGCCCCCCCGCCCCUACUGAGCGGCUGCGCAGUAGCAGCGCUAUUGGCAGCAGCAGCACAACAGCAGCAGCAGCAGCAACAGCAGCAGACGGCGGAGGGUCCUUGCUGCAGCAGCCGCUGCACUUGAGGGGCCCUGCUGCUGCUGCUGCUAUAACAGACACAGCAGCAGCAGCCACAGAUCUGCAGCAAACUACACAGCAGCACCAAACAGCAACAACUAGCAGCAGCAGCAGCAGCAGCAGCGCGAUGAGGAGUGUAUCGGCUACCGCUGCUUCUUUUAUGGCUAGACAGAAGGCACAGUACGAGCAGCUGCUGCGGCGAGUAGAGGGGGAGAGGCAGCAGCAGCAGCAGCAGCGGCAGAAGCAGCAUGCAAAAGAGAUGCAGCUACAUCAGCAGCAGCUACAAUUACAGCAGCAGCAGCAUGAGCUGCAGCAGCAGCAGCACGAGCUGCAGCAGAAGCAGCAAGAGUUGCUGCUAAUAGAGCGUAAAUUCAAUGAGCAGCGCGACGCCAUAGAGCAGCGGCUAGCGGAUCGUUACCAAUUGAACGAAGAACGUCUGCAGCUACAAGAGCAGCAAUUCGCCUUUGAUGCAGCAAUGCAGCAGCUGCGUGCAGAGACACAGGAGUUGGAGCAGCAGCAGCAGCAGCAGCAACAGCAACAGCAGCAGCUACAGCAACAAGAGCAGCAGCUAAUGCAACGCGAAUUAGAUCUGCAGCAGCAAGAGACAGAAAUUAAUAAUCUGCGCAUGCAGCUGCAGCAGCAGCAAGCAGAUCUUGAUGCAAGAGAGGACGAUCUACGGAGGCAGCAGCAGCAGCUGCAGCAGCAGGAAGCAGACCUGCAGCAACAGCAGCUAAUGCUGCAGCAGCAAGAAGCAGAUAUGCAGCAGCAGCAGCAACAAUUUCAAAGACAGCAAGAGACGCAGCAGCAAGAACUGCAGCAGCAAUAUUCUAAUAUUGAACAGCAGCAGCAAAUGCUGCAGCAGGAGCAGCAGCUGCUGCAGCAACAGCAGCAGCAACUGCAGCAGCAGCAGGAAGACUUCAAGAGAAGGCAGCAAGACCUCACAAGACGUCUAGAUGAGGCAGCAAUUAGAGAGAAAGAAGCGGAGGCUGCUCGUAGAGACUGCAGCAUGGAGCAGCAGCAACUGCAGCAGCAGCAGCGUAACUUGGAGGAGAAGGAGGAGCAGCUGCAGCAGCUGCAGCAGGAGUUGGAGAGGCAGCAGCAGCAGCAGCAGCAGCAGCUAGAUGAGAGAAGAGCAGCACUAGAGAAGGAGUAUGCAGAGAGACAUGAGCAGCUGCUAGAGGAGCAGCAGCAGCAGCAACUGCAGCAGCAGCAGCAACUGCAUGCAGAACUACAGGAGGAGAGACAGAACCUGCAGCAGCAGCUGGAUGCUCAGCUGCUGCGUGUACAGGAGCAGCAGCACAAUGCAGCAAGAGAGAGACAGGAGCUGCAGCAGCAGCGUGUACAGCUAACACUGCAGCAAACGGAGCUGCAGCAGCAGCAGCAGGAGUUGCAUGCAGCAGCACAACGUCUACAGGAGGAGGAGCAGCAAAUAGAAGCAGCAAGACGAUCCCUAGCAGCAGAGAGAGAGGAAUUAGAGCAGCAGCAGCAGCAAGCACAAGAGGAGCUGCAGCAAGGACAGCAGCAGCAGCAGGAAGCAUUAGAUUUGCUGCAGCGGCUGCAGCAAAGAGAGGAGGAACUAAGCAGCCAACUGCAGCAGCUGCAGCUGCUGCAGCAAUCCCUAGCAGCAGAUAGGGAAGCAUUUACUAAUGAUUCAAUAAGAGCAGCAGCAGCAAGAAAAGCAAAAGAGAGACAGCUGCAGCAAAGGGAGGAGCUGCUGCUGCGGCAGCAGCAGCAGCUAAAAAAAGAUAAAGCUGCUGCAUGCACACUGCAGCGGAUAACACAACUAAGAGCAGCAGAGACAGCAGGAAAGAUGAAGAAAUUACCUAUUACUGCAUCUAUUCCUGCUGCUGCUGCUGCACCUCCUGCUGCACCUCCUGCUGCUGCAUCUGCUGCUGCUGCUACAUCCGAAUUGGUGCUGCAGCAGCGACCCGCUGCAGCAACUGCAGCAACACCUGCAACAAGUACAGCAGCACCAGCAGCAGGAGGGGAAGGAAGUAGCAGGACCAAUAAGAAUAUACAGAUAUACACUGCUGGAGGACCCAGCAGCAGCAGCAGCAGCAGCAGCAGCAGCAGCAGCACACGUACGGGUUCUGUUGGUGGUACCAGCAGCAGCAGGCGUGGCAGCAGCGCAGAGGUCCGUGCUAGACGAGCAGCAGCAGCAGCAGCAGCAGCAGGUGUUGCUGCACCAAGCACUGCAGCAACAGCAGUACCAACAUCAGCUUCUGUUUCUGCCCAACAACGAAGAGCAGCAGCAGCAGCAGCAGCAACAGCAGCAACAGCAACAACAGCAGCAACAGAGAGCGAUUUACCCUCAGCAAAUGAUAGCAACACGUUAGGUAUACGUGCUCGUUCCCUCCGUCCUACUACUGGUGCUGCUGCUGCUGCUGCUGCUGCAGCAAACAAAAGCAGCAACAGCAGCAGCAGCAGCAGCAGCAGCAAUAAGCCACCGUUUGUUCAUCAUUCUCCCUUCUUAGAUGAAUGGCCAUUAGAUGAUCUUGAUGCAGCAACAGGAGCAUUACGUGAUUCUCCUGUAGACACAGCAGCAGCAGCACCAGCAGCAGCAGGAGCACCAGCAGCAGCAGGAGCAGCAGCAGCAACAGCAGCAAAUGCUGCUGCUGGGUCACCUACAUCUGCUGGGUAUGCUUCCUUAGAGGCAUCACCCUCACGUCUAACCAUAGGGAAAGGUGCACCUUCACGUAUAUCCACACUAGGGGGCCUACAGAACAAUAUCAGUAUAACACGGCCAACCACAUCUUUGCUGCAGCAGCAGCAGCAGCAACAGCAGCAGCAGCAGCUGCUGCUGCAGCCGCAGCAGCCGCUGUCUAGGCCACCGUCUAGUACCCUCACCUUUUUACAGCGGCAGCAGCAGCAGCAGCAACAGCAGCAGCAGCAGCAAUUUGCUGAGGGUUCCUCGGAUGGCUUACUUCCUAGCAACAGGAAUUCCUCCCUCCCUAGUGUAGGAGACAGUCUGCUGCUGCGGCACCAGCAGCAGCAGCAGCAGCAGCAGCAGCAGCAGCAGCAGCAGCAGGUAUCAGCAGUAAGCAGCAGGACACUCCCUACUAUCUCUAGUAUUAGAGGCAUUGGGCAGCAGCAGCAGGACAGCAGCAGCAACAGACUGCAUCAACCUUCUGCUGCUUGCGCAAGUGCUGCUGCUGCAGCAGCAGCAGCAGCAGCAGGAACAGCUACACUGACUCCGCAGCAGCGACUCAGCGCCGGUACCUCCUUACGUGGAGGAGUAACAGGUGAUGACAGCAGCAGCAGCAGCAGCAGCAGCAGCAGCGGGGUAGGUGGGAGCUUUACGACAUUUGCUGAGAGGAGACGACUGCAGCAGCAGCAGCAGCAGCAGCAGCAGCAGCAGCUGAAUCACUCUCUAUGCCGCGAGCCUCCACAACUUAGUAACCCUUCAUCAAGCUCACCUCCCCGUUACCUGCAUCAGCAGCAGCAGCUGCAGCAGCUGCAGCAGCAGCAGCAGCAGCAGCAUGCCAAGAGUUAA